AGCUCUUGCAUACGGAAACACAGAGUCCAAAUCAAAUCCACCUUCCCCUCAGGCGAAGAAAAUAAGGAACCCCAAGAACCAAGAACAAAGAACAGACAAAGCCAGCCUUGCUUUUUGGGUUCCUCUCGCCCAAUCAUCUCGACUUGCGUCCCUCCCCCGCCCUCCCCCCUUCGCAUUUCGGCCAAAAAGUCAUCUUUCGCGCUUUUCAUCCACUCUUGUUUCUGGGUUUUCUAGGGCUUUGUCGGGAGGACUUGUGGGCGGAGGGGUCUGGCCCUUGCGAGUGCUGGGUUCGUUGAGGAGUGAAUAAUGAUGGAUAACAAUAACUGGAGGCCGACGCCGCCGGCCGGUGUGGGAGGCGGGGGUGCUGAAGCUGCGCUCGACGGGGGCGAUUGGAGGGGUCAAUUGCCGCCCGAAUCGCGGGAUAGGAUCGUCAACAAGAUAAUGGAGACCUUGAAGAGACACCUUCCUGUUUCUGGUCCAGAGGGUUUGCAAGAACUCAAGAAAAUUGCCGUGCGGUUUGAGGAAAAAAUUUACACUGCUGCAACAAGCCAGUCCGAUUAUUUAAGGAAGAUAUCUUUGAAGAUGCUGACAAUGGAGACAAAGUCUCAGAAUACCAUACCUAAUGCUUUGCCAUCUAACCCUGCUGGGAAUAGCAGUAAGGACCCGGUUAUGCAGUCACAAAUUCAAAAUCAAGGCCAAUCAAUUCCUAAUUCCUUAGCUGUGAAUCAGCCUCAAGCACGUCAACAGUUAUUGGUUCAGAAUAUUCAGAAUAAUGUUCCAUCUGGAGUUCAGGCUUCAGCCAGUCUAUCGUCUACAUUGCCAUCUGUCUCUGGCUUGAACCAAUCUUCCAUCCCGAAUACUAUUGGCCAAAACAACAACAUGCAAAAUAUGCCUAGUGUUUCUCAGAACUCACUGGGGAACUCACUGGGCCAAGGUCUCAAUAGCAACAUGUUCGUAAAUUCUCGGCAACUUCAAGCUAGGCAACAGAUGGUUUCCCAACAGCAACAACAACAGUCUCAGAAUUCACAGCAGUAUAUUUACCAGCAGCAGCAAUACCAACAGCAGCUUUUGAAGCAGAAGCUUCAACCGGUGGUCCCACAUUCGCUCAUGUCAUCUCAAUUCCAACAACAGCAGCAGCAACAGCAGCAACAGAAUAUGCUACAGCCGACUCAGCUGCAGGCUUCUCAGCAGUCUGUCCUCCAAACAUCUUCUGUCAUGCAGCCAUCAAUGCAACCAGCUCCUCUAGCUGGUCUCCAACAAAAUCAACAGUCUUCAGUUCCACAGUCAACACAGUCCAUGCUUCAGCAACAUCAAGGUCUGAGGCAACAGCAGUCUCAGCAGGCUGUUCAUCAACAGCAAGCAUCUUUGUCACAGCAGCCGAUGUUGACUCCACAGCAGCAACAGCAGCAUCAGCUUUCAAGUCAACAGAUGAUGCAGCAGAACCAGUUGGCCGGUCAACAAAAUAACAUGGGAGAUAUGCAGCAGCAGCAGCAGCAGAGAUUGCUUAACCCACAGAAUAAUCUGCAAAACAUCCAGCAGCAGCAGCAGCAGCAGCAGCAGCAGUUGAUGCCUCAACAAAACAAUCUCACAAAUAUUCAUCCUCAGCAAAUGGCUCCUCAAAGUAAUGUUCCUGGGUUGAAUCAGCAGCAACAAAUGGUUGGGUCUCAAUCUGGUAACUCUAGCAUGCAGGUUGGUCAGCACCAAGUUCACGUGCUUCAACAGUCCAAAGUUCCUGUACAGCAACAAAUACAAGGUGGUGCAUCAAAUUUGCUAGCCUCUCAAGGACAACAAUCACAAGCUCAGCCAAUGCAGCAACAGUUGAUGUCACAGAUUCAACAGCAACCUGCACAAUUGCAGCAGCAGGUGGGCCUGCAACAACAGGCCAAUUUAUUGCAGCGAGAUAUGCAUCAGAGACUUCAAGCAUCUGGAUCAUUGGUUCAACAGCAGAAUGUGAUUGAUCAGCAAAAGCAAUUGUACCCAUCGCAAAGACCCCUGUCAGAGACAUCGACAAUGUCUAUUGAUAGCUCUGCCCAAACGGGGCAUUCGGCUGGGGGUGACUGGCAAGAGGAGGCUUACCAAAAGAUGAAAUCCAUGAGGGAUGCAUAUUUAUCUGAAUUGAAUGAGAUGUACCAGAAAAUCUCUAUGAGGUUACAGCAGCAUGAGUCUCUUCCGCAACAGCCAAAGUCAGAUCAACUUGACAAAUUGAAAAAUUUUAAAUUGAUGUUGGAGCGCGUAAUUGCUAUUUUGCAAGUUAACAAAUCUGAAAUAAAUCCUUCUUUCAAGGAGAAGCUAGUUCAUUAUGAGAAACAGAUUAUAAACAUUAUCAACACAAGCAGGCCCAGGAAAGUAGCUAUGCAACAAGGGCAACUUCCCCCUCCUCAUAUGCACUCAAUGCAGCAGCAGCAGCAGCAGCAAUCGCAACCUCAAAUUACUCAAGUGCAGUCACAUGAUAAUCAAAUGAACCCUCAGUUACAAUCAAUGAAUUUACAAGGUUCUGUAGCAUCAAUGCAGCAGAACAAUAUGGGAAAUUUGCAUCAUAAUUCCAUGUCUUCUUUGUCUGGGGUUUCAAAUGCACAGCAAACCAUGAUUAGUUCACUACAGCCAAAUUCCAAUAUGGACUCUGGACAAAAUAAUGCCCUGAAUACAAUGCAGCAGGUUGGUAUGGGACCUAUGCAGCAGAAUCCUGUUAGUGCUCCACAGCAGGUGAACAUGAGCACCAUGCCGCAACAGGGUGGGGUAAACAUGUUACAAUCAAAUGUUAACACCCAUCAGUCUAAUUCCAAUAUGCUUCAACAUCAGCAUAUCAAACAGCAACAGGAACAACAGAUACUACAGACACAGCAGCAGUUCAAGCAACAGUAUCAGCAACGUCAAAUGCAGCAACAAAUGAAACAACAGCUUCUGCAUCAGCAGCAGCAGCAACAGCAGCAUCAGCAUCAGCUACAGCAGGCUAAGCAGCAGCUUCCUUCACAACUGCAGACUCAUCAAAUACCACAACUUCAUCAGAUGAAUGAUGGAAGUGAUAUAAAAAUAAGACCAGGCAUGGGGGUGAAGCAAGGAGUCUUUCAGCAACAUCACUCAGCGACACAGCGCUCCUCUUUUCCGCAUCAACAGCUGAAAUCAGGAGCUUCAUUUCCUACCUCUUCCCCUCAGCUUCUCCAGGCUGCAUCCCCUCAAAUUCCGCAGAACUCAUCUCCACAGAUUGAUCAGCAGAAUGCGCAUUCUUUAACUAAAGCUGGAACUCCUUUGCAAUCUUCAAAUUCACCUUUUGUUGUUCCAUCUCCAGCUACUCCCUUGGCUCCAUCGCCCAUGCCAGGGGAGUCUGAGAAACCUAUAUCUGGCAUUUCCUCCCUUUCUAAUGCUGGAAACAUUGGAAAUCAGCAACCAAGUGCUGCCCCAGCACCAGCCCCUUCCCUUGCCAUUGGCACUCCUGGUAUAUCGGCUUCACCCCUGCUCGCAGAGUUUGGUCCAGACGGUGCUCAUGGUAAUGCAUCUGCUGUUGUCUCCAGCAAGUCAACCGUGACUGAGCAGCCUUUUGAGCGACUAAUUAAAGCGGUUAAAUCAAUGUCACCCCAAGCAUUGAAUUCUGCAGUCAAUGACAUUGGUUCAGUUGUUAGCAUGGUUGAUAGGAUAGCAGGAUCAGCUCCUGGAAAUGGAUCUAGGGCUGCUGUUGGUGAGGAUCUAGUUGCUAUGACUAAAUGUCGCUUGCAAGCCAGAAAUUUCAUGACACAAGAUGGGACAUCUGGAAAUAGGAAAAUGAGGCGUCACACAAGUGCAAUGCCUUUGAAUGUUGUAUCAUCAGCUGGCAGUGUAAAUGAUAGUUUUAAGCAGUUCACAGGUGCAGAGUCUUCUGAUUUGGAGUCAACUGCAACAUCCAGUAUCAAAAGGCCAAGGAUUGAGGCAAACCACGUCCUGUUGGAAGAAAUAAGAGAAAUAAAUCAGCGUCUUAUAGAUACUGUGGUAGAUAUUAGUGAUGAAGAUGUUAAUCCAAGUGCGACUGUUGCUGUCGCGGAGGGAGGGGAGGGAGUCAUUGUCAAGUGCUCUUUCAAUGCUGUUGCUCUGAGCCCAAACUUGAGGUCACAGUAUGCUUCAGCACAAAUGUCACCAAUUCAGCCUUUACGGUUGCUUGUACCUACAAAUUACCCCAAUUGCUCCCCUGUGCUUUUGGACAAAUUUCCUGUUGAAGUGAGUAAAGAAUAUGAAGAUCUUUCCGUUAAGGCGAAGUCAAGGUUCAGCAUAUCCCUUCGAAGCCUUUCACAACCGAUGUCACUUAGGGACAUAGCAAGAACUUGGGACGAUUGUGCCCGUGCGGUUAUUUUGGAAUAUGCUCAGCAGAGAGGGGGAGGCAGCUUCAGCUCAAAGUAUGGGACCUGGGAGAACUGUUUGAGCGCCGCAUAGUUCUUUUUGCCACCUGUGCCAAUACUGAGGGAGAGCUGCUUUCGGAGUUCCUUACCAGAAAAAGUAUCUUGCUGGUCAAGGUCGUUGUUGACAUGAAGCUGUUUUAAGACGGAUUCUAUAGCUUGGAAGGUAUGGAAAAAGAGCUUGCAUUUCUGAAUUUUUUUGGGCCAUUGGGAUGUUUGUGCUAGAUCGAAACAUCCGGCGGUCGGGAAUAUGUAUAUUAUGCAAUGUCGUUUAAGCCAAAAGGAUGGGUUUGUUGCUGCACGUAUGUCUUGAACACUCACUGAUGUGGUGUGAUAUUUGUAUUAUACCGUUCUUCCUUUCUCACAUAUUUGCGAUGUUAGUUUCAGAUCCUUUCUUGUUAACCUGUAAGUUAUCAUUUUGCCGAUUGGAUGGGGUUCCUGGUUUCAAGAUUA
This is a messenger RNA of Eucalyptus grandis, 4814 nucleotides long. Its product is annotated as mediator of RNA polymerase II transcription subunit 15a. Lineage: Eukaryota; Viridiplantae; Streptophyta; Magnoliopsida; Myrtales; Myrtaceae. Bases 307 to 4398 code for a protein of 1363 amino acids. The transcript is spliced from 12 exons. The record is from RefSeq and is a predicted model, not a curated record. Gene Ontology annotation, biological process: regulation of DNA-templated transcription. Gene Ontology annotation, molecular function: chromatin DNA binding; transcription coactivator activity.